CGACUCCGCCCGGCCGCUGCUUCGUCGACCUCGACGAGGACGGUCCGUUUCUGACAGCGCGCACAGCGUCUUCUUCGAUCCAAAGACGGACCGCAAACUUUGCCAGCAUGGCGGCCUUUCUGACGCCAGAGAACAACUCGACAAAGCCAUGCCCGCUGCCUGUUCCGAAUUCGAGCAAGUCUUUUUGGCUCUCGGAACCGGACCGUAUCCUGAUAGGUCACAGGACCACUCCCGAUCUGCCCGCAGAGGCUGACGUGGUCGUGGUCGGAUGUGGGAUCACUGGCGCAAAUGCUGCUCGAUACCUAACUGAAAGUGACAAGACUCUGCGAGUCGUCGUCGUGGAAGCGCGUGAAGUUUGCUCAGGGGCUACUGGUAGAAAUGGAGGGCAUUGCCAGCCUUUAUUGUUCGACUCACCGCCCGAAGUUGCGCGAUUUGAGCUUGCGAACUGUGCUGCAGUGAGAUCGUACGUCGAAUCGAAUCGCGUCGAUUGCGAGUAUCGCUCCGUCGCUGGCUGUCGGACAUUCUGGACAGAUAUCGAAUUCGCCAAGGCUAUGGCCGCAGUAGAUGAUCUGAACCAGAACGACCCAGAAACCGCAAAGCUCGUCCGUGUGAUCACAAAUCCUAGCCAGCUUGCUAAAUGUCGGGUGAGAAACAAGUGUCCAGGCGCAACGUUGACGCAAAAUGCGGCCAGCUUGUGGCCGUACAAGUUGGUGUCUCAUAUCGUGAGAAAGCUGGUAGAAUCGAAAGCAAUAAACCUGCAAACAAACACACCUGUCGAGUCCAUGUCGCAGGCUGGCGACGGAGGCUGGGUUCUCAGCACAGCACGAGGCAGUAUCACUACCAAAAACGUUAUUCUUGCCACCAACGGAUAUACCUCGCAUCUUCUACCAGAGUUCACAUCGUUGAUUGUGCCCUGCAGAGGAACUAUGACUGCUUUGCUGCCUCCACCCCAAGAGCCUGGAAAGGAAGAGGUCUUGCCCAACAGCUAUGGGAUGAAGUGCUACUCGCCAGAUGCCACCUCGGGUAGCGAUGAUUACCUUGUACAGAGACCCUUCCACGGUAUUCCGAAUCCCCGUGGUCAUUUAAUGUUUGGCGGAGGGAAGAAUGCAGGAAAGCUGCCAGUAUUUGGCGCUGAAGCUGCUGACGAUUCGAUCGUUGAUCCUGACACGGUCGCGUACCUGAGACAAAGUCUACUGGGGAUGUUGAACCUACCUGGGAAGACAGAUGGUUUGUCGGAGCUCAAGGCAGACUACGCAUGGUCGGGAAUCAUGGGCUUCUCCAGAGAUGCGUUGCCAUGGGUUGGUCAGAUUCCUGGUCAAAGAGGCUUGUGGAUCUGCGCUGGUUACACAGGUCAUGGCAUGCCAAAUGCUAUGCUUUGUGCGAAAGCCGUUGUUGAUAUGCUUUUAGAAUCGGAGCAUGGUGGCAAUCUGUCUGAGCUGCAGAAAGCAAUGGUAGACGAUGGCAGACUUCCUCAGAGCUACAUCGUCACUGCACAACGACUGCAGGAUGCUCAACGACUGCCUACGGUACAGUUUCAAGAAGCAACAGAUUGCAUGGAGUUUAUUAAUGGAAAGUGGUCUGUAAUGACUCAUGCUCAGGCUCAUUUCUGAACGUUAACUUAAGGUUUAUAUAUCCUCAUAGCUAAGUCUUAAAAAUGUACCAAGUCCCAUGAAGACUGU
Molecule: messenger RNA, 1679 nt
Organism: Verruconis gallopava
Lineage: Eukaryota; Fungi; Ascomycota; Dothideomycetes; Venturiales; Sympoventuriaceae
Exons: 2
Coding region: 108-1610 (500 amino acids)
Cellular component (GO): cytoplasm
Molecular function (GO): oxidoreductase activity
Source: RefSeq, a predicted model, not a curated record